Molecule: messenger RNA, 1792 nt
Organism: Pyrus x bretschneideri (Chinese white pear)
Lineage: Eukaryota; Viridiplantae; Streptophyta; Magnoliopsida; Rosales; Rosaceae
Product: mevalonate kinase
Exons: 5
Coding region: 355-1518 (387 amino acids)
Biological process (GO): isoprenoid biosynthetic process
Cellular component (GO): cytoplasm
Molecular function (GO): ATP binding; mevalonate kinase activity
Source: RefSeq, a predicted model, not a curated record
UCCCUACACCAUGAUCCCCGCAGAUGAUCCACGCGCCGCCACCGUCAUGGAGUCAAAGAAACAUGAAAAACAAGAAGCCAAAUAAACGAAUCAGAAGGCCAACUGUGGUUGGCUGCAACCCAAUUACGACUUUCCCACAUUAAUAAAUCAAAUGGACUGUAUAAAUUAUCCCCACAUUGAACAGAUUUAAGUCACCAAGUUCCAAGUUGCAAACAUCCAACCACCACACUCUGAGACUCUCUGGGGUUCUCAAUAUUGGCACCAAAAUAUUUGGUCGCCCCGAUUGGAAUCAUUCAACUAAUUCCAGCAAUUACCCAAAAAAAAAAAAAAAAAAAAAAAAAAAAAGGAAAGAAAAUGGAAGUGAAAGCAAGAGCUCCUGGAAAAAUCAUACUCUCCGGUGAACAUGCUGUCGUUCAUGGAUCAACGGCGGUGGCUUCCUCCAUUGACCUCUACACCUACGUCUCUCUUCGCUUUCCCACUCCCUCUGAUAAUGAUGAUGCACUAAGACUCCAGCUCAAGGAUAUUGGAUUAGAGUUUUCAUGGCCUAUUGGUAGGAUAAAAGAAGUCCUAUCAGAAUUAGAUAUUCCCAACUCAUCAGUUCCAACCUCAUGUUCAACGGAGUUGAUUAAAUCACUUGCUGCUUUGGUUGAUGAACUGAAAAUUCCAGAGGCAAAAAUUGGACUUGGUGCUGGAGUGGUGGCUUUUCUUUGGCUAUAUGCAUCUAUCCAAGGAUUUAAGCCUGCUACUGUUGUUAUCACUUCAGAACUUCCGUUGGGCUCAGGCCUGGGAUCAUCUGCUGCAUUAUGCGUUGCACUCUCGGGUGCUCUUCUUUCUUUCUCAGAUUGUGUAAGUCUGGAUUUGGGCAACAAAGAGUGGACUACUUUUGGGGAAAGUGAACUUGAAUUGCUGAACAAAUGGGCUUUUGAAGGUGAGAAGAUCAUCCACGGAAAGCCGUCUGGAAUCGACAAUACAGUUAGCACAUACGGCAAUAUGAUCAAGUUCAGAUCAGGUAGUCUGACUCGCAUCAAAUCGAACAUGACACUCAAAAUGCUUAUUACCAACACAAAAGUUGGUAGGAAUACGAAGGCCUUAGUUGCUGGUGUUUCUGAGAGAACUUUAAGGCAUCCGGAGGCCAUGGCUUCUGUGUUUAAUGCAGUGGAUUCUAUCAGCACGGAAGUGGCUAACAUCAUCCAAUCGCCCGCCCCCGAUGAGCUCUCCAUUACUGAGAAGGAGGCGAAAAUAGAAGAGUUAAUGGAAAUGAAUCAAGGUUUGCUCCAAUGUAUGGGGGUCAGCCAUGCUUCAAUUGAAACCGUUCUUCGAACAACGCUGAAAUACAAGUUAGCUUCCAAGUUGACCGGAGCUGGGGGUGGAGGUUGUGUUCUCACACUACUGCCAACCUUGCUAUCAGGAACUGUUGUUGAUAAAGUAACUGCUGAACUGGAGUCUUGUGGAUUCCAUUGUUUGACGGCCGCCAUUGGUGGAAACGGAGUCGAAAUUCGCUUCGCCGGUCCGUUGUAACCUUCCCUCCGAAGUGCUGAGUGUAAGAUCUUAAACCUCCAUUGCUGACUGGUAGGACUCGAGCUCUAUCUGCUGUUUGUAAAUUAUUUUCUUGUAUUCUGAAUUUUUAUCCGAUAAAUUUUCGUCUUCCAAUUUCUUGGCGAAAAUAAUUGAAAAAAUGGCAAUCUGUGCUAGUUCUUGUAACUUCUUGCAACUUCUCGUCACUCGCAGAUUUCUUGUGGCGUAAACAAGAUUGUUGCUAUGGAAUUAUUUUUAUCUUAAUCCUCUUAAAUCA